This is a messenger RNA of Solanum stenotomum, 1020 nucleotides long. RefSeq lists its product as uncharacterized. The transcript has a single exon. The record is from RefSeq and is a predicted model, not a curated record. Bases 203 to 817 code for a protein of 204 amino acids. Lineage: Eukaryota; Viridiplantae; Streptophyta; Magnoliopsida; Solanales; Solanaceae.
CGAUAUUGUUCUCCCCCAAAUCGGAGUCAACUAAUUCAUAUGUGCAUGCGUCCCACUCCAUCGCAAGGGGGCCAUACAGUUAGUAGUUGGCAUUAAAAGGGAAAUUGCCCGCCAUCCUGCAUUUAAUUCUACUUUUACUUUCUUCAUACCCUCUCUCUGUUUUGAUUUGAUUUGAUUCAAUUUUCAUCCCCCCCAAACAAGAAUGGACGUGGAAGACCACAAAUCCCCUACUUCUAUGUCUAACAGAUCCUCCAACAAGAAAAGAGCAAGAAAUUGCUGCUUCAUCUGCCUCGCUCUCCUUCUCCUUCUAGGGCUUCUCUUACUCAUCUUGGGCUUAACAGUUUUCAAAACCAAAAAGCCUGUCACGACAGUAGAUGCCGUUUCCCUAGAUGAUUUGGAUGUUUCAUUUGACAUCGCUCGACUCCAAGUUCACCUCAAUGUCACCGUUAAAGCCGAUCUCUCUGUCCAAAAUCCCAACCGGGUCAGCUUCAAAUACGACACCACAUCUGCUCUACUCCAGUACAAGGGACAAGUUAUCGGAGAUGCCCCUCUUUUGGCCAGCAAAAUUGGCUCCCGUCAAACGCAUCCAAUGAAUAUUUCCCUCACCGUCAUGGCCGAUCGAUUACUUUCCGACUCCAGUUUGUAUUCCGAUGUUAUGGCCGGUGCGUUACAUCUCACUACUUACGUCAAAUUGUCUGGGGUUGUCCAUCUUCUAUUCAAGAUUCGUGUCAAGACUUCCUCUACCUGCGAUUUGUUCAUCGAUGUUCUUAACAGGAGGCUCCUUAAUCAGACUUGUCAUUAUAAGACGAAGCUGUGAUUUGUUUUAUUUAUUUUCUCUUCUUCUGUAUGUAAGUAUCCUUGUCCCACACUUAGAUUCGAUUCGAUUUCGAUUUCAGAAUACUACUACUAUCAUUUUUAUUAGAUCCCACUUAAUAUAUAUACAAAUAUCUUGUCCUCUCUAUUUGCUUUCUACACUUUCUCUCUACUACAUUUGUGUUUAUCAAAUACAAUUUUGUCGUA